ACCUUUUUCUGUAGCUCAGCCACCAGGCAACUGAUCCAGGAGGAAGGAAUCUGACCUUGUAAGGUUGGGGUGAAGAUUCUAGUUGAAGGGAGCCUUGGAAGCCUUUUGGGUGCUUAGGAAAGAUGAAGACAGUUCUCCCAUUCUUCCCCGUGGUGCUGCUGUUCCUGGGCCUGGGGUGGGGCCAUCGCUUGGCUCCAGCAGUCCUAGAUGACAGUCAGGAGCUGCUGAAUCAGCUUUGGGCCAGUGACUCCUGGGAGGAGGCGGCUGAAGAUAUGGAUCUCACCAAAACCCCGGAAGCCCAGGAAGCUGGUGACAAUGACAUGCUGUUGUUGGAUUCCAUGGAGUCGUCAUUGGCAGAGGCCUUUCUCAGAGAAGAUGAAGUUAAGGGUGAGGAGGAAUCAGAGGCUGAGGAGCCCUUUCACCAGGAGGGUGUGCUCCACUUGAGGCAGGUCCAGUUUGUCAUGAAGGCCCAGAAAACUUGUCAGCCAAAGAGCAUCUGUAGAGUGCAACACACCUUUAUCCAUGAAAACCUAGAUGAAGUCAAAGCGAUGUGUGUCUCCCCACGCAUUCCUUGUAAGGAGAACAAAUGUCACCAGAGCAGUGAGCUUUGGAAAUUCGCUGUCUGCCAGCUAAUUGGAGACAUAGUCUUCCCCAAUAAGUGUUACUACCAAAGCACCCCUGUGACUGUGACUGUCACCAUUGACUGCAAUGGGAUGGAGCCUCAGAGCUUGAAUUAUUAA
Messenger RNA from Dromiciops gliroides (monito del monte), 740 nucleotides. RefSeq names its product inactive ribonuclease-like protein 10. NCBI's taxonomy places the organism in Eukaryota, Metazoa, Chordata, Mammalia, Microbiotheria, Microbiotheriidae. Bases 123 to 740 code for a protein of 205 amino acids. The record is from RefSeq and is a predicted model, not a curated record. The transcript has 2 exons. Gene Ontology annotation, molecular function: nucleic acid binding.